Messenger RNA from Saccharomyces cerevisiae S288C, 2499 nucleotides. RefSeq names its product AP-1 complex subunit gamma (gene APL4). Gene Ontology annotation, cellular component: membrane coat; AP-1 adaptor complex; cytoplasm. Gene Ontology annotation, biological process: vesicle-mediated transport; intracellular protein transport. The transcript has a single exon. Lineage: Eukaryota; Fungi; Ascomycota; Saccharomycetes; Saccharomycetales; Saccharomycetaceae. The record is from RefSeq and is marked reviewed. Bases 1 to 2499 code for a protein of 832 amino acids.
AUGGGCUCUUCGUUGAGAAGCUUUAUCAAAGACGUUCGUGGUGCCAAAACACUGGCAGAUGAAAGGGCAAUUAUAACGAAACAAUCUGCUAAAAUUAGGACAAAAUUGAGAGAUGACCAUCUACCACAUGAAAAAAGGCGAGUAAAUAUCCAGAAACUUCUGUAUCUAUACAUUCUAGGGGAAAAGACACAUUUCGGUCAGGUGGAGUCUAUCAAUUUAAUUGCUUCUGACGAUUUUGUCGAUAAAAGAUUAGGCUAUCUGGCCGCAACUUUAUUGUUGGACGAAUCUGAAGAUUUAUUGACACUCUUAACGAACAUGUUGAACAACGAUUUGCAUCAUCCCAACAAAUAUGCAGUGUCACUUGCACUAACCUCAUUAGGCUUUUUGAGCUCCCCUGAAUUAGCCAGAGAUUUAUACCCAGACGUCGAAAAUAUCAUCAAAAAUUCAAGAGACCCUUUCCUCUUGAAAAAAGCGCUUCAAUGUGCUGCCAAACUAAUUUUCAAAGACGUUUCACUUUUAGAAAUCUUCAACAUCGAAGACAUUACUAAGAUAUUGUCUAGUCAUUCAAUAUGUACUCACGGUGUACUUUUAGGCGUUACGAAAAUCAUACAAUCUAUUUUGUUAAUUGGAUUGAACAGAAAAAAAGAUGAGGAUGAAGAUGAAGACGGUAUUGAUUACAGCAAUGACAUCUUGUCUCCAUUAUCUUUACUUUUGCGUGAUUUUUUCAUUCGUUUGGAAAAUAUGAAUUCUAAAAAUAUUGAACCUGGAUAUGAUGUCCAAGGUAUUUGUGACCCAUUUCUGCAGUGUGAAAUAAUUUACACUUUAAAACUAUACUUUCAAGUUGGUGAGCUCUUAAAUUCGAACAAUGUUUUGGACUACAAAGAUAAUUUCUGCGAUUUAUUGACUCGUAUUGCGACGAAUACGGAUUCAACGAAAAACAGCGGACAGGCCAUUCUUUAUGAGACCGUGAAGACGAUCUUUUCGUUGGAUUUGAACCAGCCUCUACGUGUCCUUGGUAUUAACAUCUUGGCCAAGUUUCUUGCAGGAAAAGAUAAUAAUACUAAAUACGUUUCAUUAAACACCUUAUUAAAAGUUGUUCCCCAAGAGCCUACCGCAGUACAAAGGCAUAGAAAAUUCAUUUCUCAUUGUCUGCAGGAUACCGAUGUGUCGAUCCGCAUGAGAGCGUUAGAGUUGAGCUUCGCCAUCUUGGACGAUUCAAAUUUAGUGGAAUUGGUUAACGAAUUGAUGAAAUUUUUGGCAAAACAGGAUGAAGAUUCAAAAGAUCUCAUAAUAUACACUAUAGAUCACUUAAUUGACACUUUUGAUACCCGCGUUGUCAAAGAUGAAAGCUGGAAAUUAGAUGUUUUCUUUAAUAUCUUAAAAUUAGUGGGAUCGUUUAUCAACUAUGAAAAAAUUAAUGAUAUUCUAAUCAUAAUAAAUAAUACGAGCCAGUUAUCCGACAAAUCUGAAUUUUUACGGAAAAUGCUGACAAUUUCACUAAAUGGAACAUCAGCGGAGAUUUCCGAGGAAAAUAUUGGUUGGCAGUUGGUUUUGAUUUGGUGCAUUGGCGAAUAUGGCGAUUUAGUACUCAACGAGGGCAAUAAAAAUGGUGCAGACAUAAUCAAUGAGUCAUCUAUUACUGAUUACUUACUAACUUUGCAAGAACUCUACACAGCAACGAAUCUGAAGAUAAUCAAUUACAUUUUAACAGCAGCAUUAAAAUUAUCUGUGAGGUUCCAUGACGCGAAAAAUAUUGAAAAACUAAGACAACUGAUAUUGAGCUACACGGAUUCCACUGAUUUAUCACUGCAAAUGAAAAGCAAUCAAUACGAGAUAUUUUUCAAUCAGUCAAUUUCUGUGAAGAAGAUCAUUUUAGAAACAAUGCCUAAAUUUGAAAAAAUUACCGAGGAACAGGAUAAUGGAAAAGCUCUAUCGAAAAACCUUAUCUCCAACGAACCAGUUGAUCUGCUGUCAGAUUUAUUGGGUGAGGAUAGCAAGGCUGAAAGCAAGGCUUCUACUGGUGACAAUGUGAAACCAAUUGACAUAUUAGAAGAGAUUUUUGGAGAGAAGAAUGACAUUGCUCAGGUGCCCAAAAAUGCGAACAAGGAAGAAUCAAUCAAUCAUUCGUCGGCAGUGGAGGCAAACUCAGGUGUCACCUUACCAUUGGAUGCCAACAAGAUAUAUGACAGUUCCUCACUGAAUGUAUAUGCUUCCUUGCUCUCUGCAAACUCUGGAUUAGCACAUUUGGAUUUAUAUUUUCAGGCAAAGUCUUUAAUAUCUGACUUAAAAACUUUCUGUGCCGUUCCUAAAGCUCAAAAGCUAACACUAGGCCAGUUAUAUCCAUCUUCCACAAUAAACGCCAGCCAAAUUUGCAAGCAGUCAUUGAAAAUUUCUGGAUCUGGGAAACUGAAGUUAAGAGUUAAGUUGGAUUUUCAUUUAAAUGGCUCUUCAUCUAUCACCAAUGAACAGUUCGAUCACAAAUUCGAUGAAACUCUAUAA